Molecule: messenger RNA, 1525 nt
Organism: Scomber japonicus (chub mackerel)
Lineage: Eukaryota; Metazoa; Chordata; Actinopteri; Scombriformes; Scombridae
Product: tyrosine-protein phosphatase non-receptor type 7-like
Exons: 11
Coding region: 83-1318 (411 amino acids)
Biological process (GO): protein dephosphorylation
Molecular function (GO): protein tyrosine phosphatase activity
Source: RefSeq, a predicted model, not a curated record
CGAGCGGGGAGGAUCGAGCGAGCUGGAGAAACACGAAAAAAGCUCGGUGCUGUGAUGAAGGUCUGACACACUGAAACACACCAUGAGUACGUCAGCAGAGGACCCGGUCACGCCCCCUCCCAUGACCACGCCUCCUCGCAAAGCUUCGGUCCGUCUACAAGAGAGGCGGGGCUCCAACCUGUCGCUGCUAUUGGAUGUGAGUACUCUGGGGGCGGAGCCUGUCUGCUCCGUGUCCACCCCUAAGGAGGUGUGGCUCCAGCUGCUGCACACCUCCAGUCGCCCGCUCACACACACACUGCUGCAGCAGGCCGCCACGGACACCAACAUACUGAAUGUAGAGUACCAGAAAAUCCCUCCCAACUUUGUGAGCGCCGCAGAGCUUGAUGUUCCAGGACACAUGAUCAAGGACCGAUACAAAACCAUCCUGCCCAACCCUGAGAGCCGGGUGAUCCUGAGGAGCCCAGAGGAAGAGGCAGGGCCAGACCGCUACAUCAACGCCAACUACAUUCGGGGUUACAGAGGAGCCCAGAGGUCCUACAUCGCCACCCAGGGGCCGAUGCUGCACACUGUGGGAGACUUCUGGGACAUGGUGUGGCAGGAGAGGAGCAGCAUCAUCAUCAUGGUUACAAGACUGAAGGAGAACAACGAGAAAUGUGAGCUGUACUGGCCUCAGCCGAAGGAGAGGGGGACAGGGGUGAAGGAGGAGGAGGAGGACGACGAAGAGGAGGAACAGAAGGAGAAAGAGGAGGACGAAGGAGAGACGGGUCGAUUCGGCAGAUUCAUCCUCAAAGUCAAAGACAGUCGAGAGAAAGACGGGUUCACUGUGACUGACAUGGAGGUUCAGCUGUGUUCAGAGCGUCGUCACGUCAGACACUACUGGUUCACCUCUUGGCCCGACCACCACAUCCCACAAUGCACCGCUCCUCUGCUGGGACUGGUGGAGGAGGUGGAGAUGUACAGCAAGUCCCUCCCACCAGCCGGUCCUGGACCAAUCAUCGUCCACUGCAGUGCAGGUAUAGGGAGGACAGGUUGUUUCAUAGCCAGCAGCAUCGGCUGUCAGCAGCUCAGAGAAACCGGCCAGGUCGACAUCUUGGAGACAGUUUGUCAGCUUCGGCUCGAUAGGGGUGGUAUGAUCCAAACCACGGAGCAGUACCAGUUCCUGUACACCAUUCUGGCCCAGUACAGCUCCCAGCUUCAACACAACCAGGAUCAGGUCCAGAACCAGCUCCUCACACAGAACCAGCAGAACCAAGACGACCAAGUCAACAUACAGCUACAGAACCUACACCUGGACAACACGCAGAACGGGAGGAACUGAUGCCUUACAGAACCUGGAGAACCAGCAGCAUCUGCUCGGCCAGGUGCAAACCUACAUGAACCCAGAAGAACACACGGCAGACAUUACUAACAGAACCCAGAAGAACACACAGCAGACAUUACUAACAGAACCCAGAAGAACACACGGCAGACAUUACUAACAGAACCCAGAAGAACACACGGCAGACAUUACUAACAGAACCCAGAA